AACCUUUUACUUGGUUUCUUCCUGCCGCCGGGCCCAACUUCCUUGCUCUCCUCUUCUAAUAUUACGUCGGUCAGCUACAGGGCGUUCCGCGUUUGCGCGUUAGGCCUUGGCGGGAGCAGGAGCGGGUCGACCCGUGUAUGUAUGGCUUCCCUUUUUUUCAUGGGAGGAAUCUGUAUCACAAUGUACAUCCAAAUGCUAUAUCAACAGCGAAAAGCACUAAGUUGCACGCAUUUCUCAGGUAUUCUCCCACGCAAACUCUACGCUCCGUGAGCUAAUUAAUCAUGGGCCUUAUCGGCACCAUUCGCCGCUACCUGGACGGGAAGCUGAAGUCCGGUCGCCCCAAGGAGGACGGCGACGAUUUCGGCAUAGCUUUCGAGGCUUACGACCUCUUCAUUGGCCUCCGUACGCUUCAAGUGGCCACUGAUUUCUUCUCCCCGUCGAAUAAGCUCGGUCACGGAGGCUUUGGUCCCGUCUACAAGGGGGUGAUGCCGAGUGGCCAAGAAAUCGCGGUGAAGAAGCUCUCGUCAUAUUCAACACAGGGAGUAAGAGAAUUCACUAAUGAGGUGAAACUGCUGUCCGAGAUCCGGCACAUAAACCUGGUUACAUUGUUGGGUUGUUGUGUAGAAGGACCUGGGAAGAUGCUUGUCUACGAGUAUCUGCCAAACAAAAGCCUUGAUUGCUUCCUCUUCGAGAAGUCUUCCACCCUGGAUUGGGCAACAAGAUUCCUUAUAGCGACAGGGGUGGCGAGGGGGCUUCUCUAUCUCCAUGAAGAAGCCCCCAUGAGAAUCCUCCACGGAGAUAUCAGUGCCAGUAAUAUACUGCUGGAUGCAAAACUGAGCCCAAAGAUAUCGGAUUUUGGCCUUGCCUGGCUGUUUCCCGAGGAAGAAACACAUGUAAAUGCAUCUACGAUAUCUGGAACUCUUGGUUACAUGGCUCCAGAGUAUGCAAUGCAUGGACAUCUCUCUGUCAAGACCGACGUCUUCAGUUAUGGUAUUCUCCUUCUGGAAAUCACGAGCGGGAGAAGUAUUCAUGGUUACAGUCACGGUCCGGAGUCUCUUGACGAUGCUGAUCUCUUGGAUUCGGCAUGGAAGCUCUAUGAAGCAGGAAAGACGCUGGAUUUAGUUGACUCGAGCCUUGGCGACUAUUAUGACGCCGAUGAAGCAAGGAUGUGCAUUCAGAUAGGGCUUUUGUGCUGUCAACAAGCUGAUGCAGAUCGGCCCGACAUGAACUCGAUUCAUCUCAUGCUUUCCAGCGACUCGUUUGCCUUGCCAGUGCCGGGUCAACCUGCAGCACUGUACAGUAUUGAUAGAGAGAACUAUUCCCAAAACUCCAUCUCUGUUACCUCCAUUAAUGAAGGUAGAUAAAGGGAUGAAAGUGUUUACUUGUGUUUUACUUUUAUGUGAAGCAUAGGUGAUUUUUUGGUCUGUGUUAGUAUGUCGGGGUUCAGAUGGACAUGUUCUCCUGUGACAUGUCGGUAACUUGGGAUUCGAAAGAAAGAUUUUGUAUUUGGGUUGACUAGAGACCGGAUCACCUCAGUAACCAUCAGUAAUCCCUUCCUCUGGCCUCCACGUGUCAGCCUUUUUCUUUUAUUAAAAUUCAACACGAAGG
Linum trigynum is the source of this 1608-nucleotide messenger RNA. Lineage: Eukaryota; Viridiplantae; Streptophyta; Magnoliopsida; Malpighiales; Linaceae. The record is from the annotation of a GenBank genome assembly.